AUGGGGAUUUGCUCGAGUGCUCAGGUGAAAGCUGAGAGUCCAGCUGUAAGUCCAAAGUACAUGAAUUCUGACACCAAAGAUACUGGAAAUCUUGGGAGUAAAGCUUCAUCUGUGUCUGUAAGACCAAGCCCUAGAACCGAGGGUGAGAUCUUACAGUCUCCAAACCUCAAGAGUUUCAGCUUUUCAGAGCUUAAAUCCGCAACCAGGAAUUUCAGACCAGACAGUGUGCUUGGUGAAGGUGGAUUCGGUUGUGUCUUCAAAGGAUGGAUUGAUGACAAGUCUCUCACUGCCACAGGACCAGGAACCGGUUUGGUUAUUGCUGUUAAAAAGCUUAACCAAGAUGGUUGGCAAGGUCACCAGGAGUGGCUGGCUGAAGUGAACUACCUUGGCCAGUUUUCUCAUGGACAUCUUGUGAAACUGAUUGGUUAUUGUCUAGAGGAUGAGCAACGUCUUCUUGUUUACGAGUUCAUGCGUCGUGGUAGCUUGGAGAAUCAUCUUUUCAGGAGGGGUUUGUAUUUCCAGCCUUUAUCUUGGAAACUACGGUUAAAAGUUGCUCUUGGAGCUGCAAAGGGACUUGCUUUUCUUCACAGUUCCGAGACAAGAGUUAUAUACCGUGACUUCAAGAGUUCUAACAUCCUUCUUGAUUCGGACUACAACGCUAAACUUUCUGAUUUUGGGUUGGCUAAGGAUGGGCCAGUAGGUGAUAAAAGUCAUGUCUCUACACGGGUCAUUGGUACUCACGGAUAUGCAGCUCCUGAAUACCUUGCAACCGGUCAUCUAACAACAAAGAGUGAUGUCUAUAGCUUCGGUGUUGUCCUUCUGGAGCUCUUGUCAGGUCGCCGAGCUGUGGACAAGAACCGACCAUCAGGAGAGCGGAACCUAGUAGAGUGGGCUAAACCAUACCUUGCAAACAAACGAAAAAUAUUCAGAGUCAUCGACACUCGUCUUCAAGACCAAUACUCAAUGGAAGAAGCAUGUAAAGUAGCAUCUCUCUCUCUGAGAUGUCUCGUCAAAGAGAUUAAGCUUAGACCAAACAUGAGCGAGGUAGUUUCACACCUUGAACACAUUCAGUCUUUGAAUAAUGCUAGAGGAGGGAUUAUUGAUAGAACAGAGAGGAGAAUGCGUAAGAGAAGUGAUAGCGUUGUCUCCAAGAAACCUAAUGCUGGUUUUGCUCGAAAGACCGCGGUGGGGAGUACACUUGUUGCUUAUCCUCGUCCUUCAGCCUCGCCACUAUAUGUCUGA
Molecule: messenger RNA, 1242 nt
Organism: Eruca vesicaria subsp. sativa (arugula)
Lineage: Eukaryota; Viridiplantae; Streptophyta; Magnoliopsida; Brassicales; Brassicaceae
Source: the annotation of a GenBank genome assembly